AUACAGCACGAGCGUGCUUGACUUUGACGCAGGGUGGAGCGGGCGGUUGCAGACUAUCCUUGUGACAUGAAGGUCGUUUAUACGCGCUAAACAAACGAGGGGAUAAACAACUAAAUGCUGAACGCCUUAUUUCCGCACUUGAUAAAACGACGAUAAUAUGAAUUACAACGUUAAAAGUAAAUGAUACUGAUACUUUCAUCUGCGCAUUUUUAAUUUGACAACUUCGCCAUCAUAGCCAUUCGUGAUCGUGAACCUUCUAGAGACACUUAUUCGAGUCACGUGUUUCAAGAUGCUUUACAAAUAACAUUCGAGCUGGUGACUCAUCCAAUUAUCAUACCACUAUGAGCAACGUUUUAAAUGUACGUAAUUAACUGAUCUUGAAUGUAAUACUCGACUCUGACUGACUAGAAUUACACCCCUGUCUAACUUAUCAUAGUGAUGUAAUUACUUUUUAAACAAUCCAUCUAUAAGUAAAACAGCUCACCUAGCCUCAAAUUAUCACCGGAUAAUAAGGGUAAAAAAACUUUCGAUAAUAUUUCAUCUCAAAAUGAUGUAAUCACUUGAAAAGGGUAGAUAAACAUGUUGGGCGGGGCUCCGCUAAUCGUUACGUCAUCAACAAUCGACAAACACUGACUCAACGUGCGUGCGCUCGAAUGCAGUGGACAAGAUAUGUCCGUUUAUCGUUUACAAAUGUAAUACUUGUAUUCAAAAGAAUAGGUAUAUAAGUAACGUGUUGACAAUGAGCUUUCGAUUGUGUUUAUUUUUAUUAAGACCUAGAAUACACCGAUCUUGCGUAGGGCGAAGUCUGUCUUUACCCAAAACAUCAUGUACUGCCGGAGGUAAACACAUGCAGGUUAAGAGAACGACAUUACCUUUCCCUGCUCAUUCAUUGCUGGAGUCUGAUGUAUUAAGGAAUGGAGGCAGGCUCGGUUUCCACAGGAGCAUCACAACUUCUGUUUGUAGGACUGAAGCCAUUGGACACGUGCAGUCCACACACUAUCACCUGGUGUACACAUGCAAAGUGUGCUCCACUCGCUCAAUGAAGAAAAUAUCGAAGUUGGCCUAUCACAAGGGUGUUGUCAUAGUAACGUGUCCAGGAUGUAACAACCAUCAUGUCAUUGCUGAUAAUCUGAAGUGGUUUUCUGACUUGGAGGGAAAGAGAAACAUAGAAGAAAUCCUGGCAGCUAAAGGGGAAACCGUGAAAAGGGUUCAGGGGAAUGAAGCUCUAGAGAUUGUCACUGAGGAAUCAACAAAAGAAGCCGCGAACAGUCCAGAUGAACAAAAGCCAAAACAUCUGAGUGACGGCUCAGACAAAACAUGAGCAGUCUGAAAUCACUGAAUAUUUAUAGACUUUUUAAAACUACUAUUUGUUAAGAGUUAUUACGUGUAUCAUUUGCUUAUUGUUUUUUAAAGAACCCAAAUAAACAAAAAGCUUAAGG
This is a messenger RNA of Triplophysa rosa, 1439 nucleotides long. It is a transcript of the gene dnlz, whose product is annotated as DNL-type zinc finger. Gene Ontology annotation, molecular function: protein-folding chaperone binding; zinc ion binding. Gene Ontology annotation, biological process: protein import into mitochondrial matrix; protein stabilization; protein folding. The record is from RefSeq and is a predicted model, not a curated record. Bases 740 to 1321 code for a protein of 193 amino acids. Gene Ontology annotation, cellular component: mitochondrion. Lineage: Eukaryota; Metazoa; Chordata; Actinopteri; Cypriniformes; Nemacheilidae. The transcript has 3 exons.